Molecule: messenger RNA, 1165 nt
Organism: Suillus paluster
Lineage: Eukaryota; Fungi; Basidiomycota; Agaricomycetes; Boletales; Suillaceae
Exons: 1
Coding region: 256-735 (159 amino acids)
Source: RefSeq, a predicted model, not a curated record
CAUACUCUCCAGCCCCUGGCAGCCUUCCCUAGCUUGGGGCAGCUCACGCUCGAGAAGCUGCGCAUAGUUUCCCAGGAAACCAAGUCAUUGGAAAAAGUGUUCACUCCCUCGAUUGAAAGUAUAUCGCUAAAUGUCACCCCAAUCAAAACUGCUGUGUCUCUCUUUACACAUCUAGCCCUUCCCGUCGAUGUCAAGAUCGGCCUAAACCUCACGCAAAUUCAAGGACCUCAAUGCUUUUCUGAUUUAUUUUCGGCCAUGGACAAGGAUCCUAAUAGACCAGAAGGAUUGGGACCCAUCAUUCGGACCCUGCACGCCACCAUUUCGCAACGUGCUUUUGGUGCCCAGUCUAGCACAUCGAUUGCGCUCAAAUCUGAAAAUUUCCAGAACCCUUGUGACGAUGAUACACGACUCUUAAUCCAAUUCACAUGCGACGGACACGUUGACGAAACCAUCAUAUUCGACAUGUGUCGGAUCGUCACACAGGGCAGGAUUCAAAUUUUGAGUCUUGCGUCAGCCCUGAGUCUAUGUCCCAAAAUAUUUCUGGCGUGCUGGGUCUGCCAACCUUCCAGAGCUCAAAGUUGCCAAUCUGAACAUGCGCUCCAUCGGAGGCUUAAUCGCUGCACUUCAGAUCGAAGGUACGGGGAGCUCGGAUAUAGCAUAUCCUUCUCUCAGUAUUUUAAAAGCUUGAGGGCGUCAACUUCCGGAAUAACGAAUUUGAAGACCUCCAGGACAUGAUCAAAAUGCGACACAAUAAUGAUGUUCGUAUAGACGAACUCCGGCUCGCGAACGCUCGGUGAGGUGCAGUUCCUUGAGGAAGUGGUUGACAUCAAUUGGGAUGGAUAUGCAGAGACCUUGGGAAUUGAUCUCGAAUGCAUGGCAGAUGAUGAUCUUUAUGAUUCAGAUGACUCAGAUGAGCACAUGGAGGACUUUAUUUUUUAUUGUUUCGUGACGUUCAUAUUUUAGAGUACUGUCGAAUGUACUUUCACUAGAGGUAUCAGAUAGGUUUCUGCCUCGCGGGGACUCAGGGUCGUCGUUGGACUUGCAAGUUGGAGGCCUGUAUAUUAUGGGUACACCUUGAAUGUCACACUGCAAGGUUGACGUCUGGCAGACCCAAGACGAAGAAGUGCCACGGCUCUUUUGGAUAAUGAAGACUGUCGCUGCUCUG